AUGAGAGAAAUCGUACAUUUACAAGCUGGACAAUGUGGAAAUCAAAUUGGAGCGAAAUUUUGGGAAGUUAUUUCAGAUGAACAUGGUGUUGAUCCUACAGGAGCUUAUCAUGGCGAUUCUGAUUUACAAUUAGAAAGAAUUAAUGUUUAUUAUAAUGAAGCUGCAGGCGGAAAAUAUGUACCACGAGCCGUGUUAGUUGACUUGGAACCAGGCACUAUGGACAGUGUUCGAAGCGGACCAUUUGGACAGUUAUUUAGACCAGAUAAUUUCGUUUUUGGUCAGUCUGGCGCUGGUAACAAUUGGGCAAAAGGCCAUUAUACAGAAGGUGCUGAAUUAGUUGACAGUGUCUUGGAUGUUGUUCGAAAAGAAGCCGAAUCGUGCGAUUGUCUACAAGGAUUUCAACUUACACAUUCAUUAGGCGGUGGAACUGGUAGCGGUAUGGGUACAUUGUUAAUAUCAAAAAUUCGUGAGGAAUAUCCAGAUCGUAUAAUGAUGACAUUCAGUGUUGUACCAUCACCAAAAGUCAGUGACACGGUUGUUGAACCAUAUAAUGCAACCUUGUCCGUUCAUCAAUUAGUCGAAAAUACAGAUGAAACAUAUUGUAUUGAUAAUGAAGCAUUGUACGACAUCUGUUUUCGAACAUUGAAAUUAACAACACCAACAUACGGAGAUCUGAAUCAUUUAGUUAGUGCCACAAUGUCUGGUGUUACCACUUGCUUAAGAUUUCCCGGUCAAUUGAAUGCUGAUUUACGUAAAUUAGCAGUCAAUAUGGUUCCAUUCCCACGUUUACAUUUUUUUAUGCCUGGAUUUGCUCCUCUCACAUCACGUGGUAGUCAGCAAUUUCGUGCAUUAACCGUACCUGAAUUGACACAACAAAUGUUCGAUGCCAAGAAUAUGAUGGCUGCCUGUGAUCCUCGUCAUGGACGAUACUUAACAGUGGCUGCCAUUUUUCGUGGACGAAUGUCAAUGAAGGAAGUUGAUGAACAAAUGUUGAAUGUUCAAAAUAAAAAUUCAUCUUAUUUUGUCGAGUGGAUACCUAACAAUGUUAAAACAGCUGUUUGUGAUAUUCCACCACGUGGUUUGAAAAUGUCGGCAACAUUUAUUGGUAAUUCAACAGCUAUUCAAGAGUUGUUUAAGAGAAUUAGUGAACAAUUCACAGCCAUGUUUCGUCGUAAAGCUUUCUUACAUUGGUAUACUGGUGAAGGUAUGGACGAAAUGGAAUUCACAGAAGCUGAAUCAAACAUGAACGAUUUAAUAUCUGAAUAUCAGCAAUAUCAAGAUGCUACGGCUGAGGAAGAAGGUGAGGGUGGCGAAGGCGAAGAAGACCAAGAAAAUGCUUAG
This is a messenger RNA of Didymodactylos carnosus, 1341 nucleotides long. The record is from the annotation of a GenBank genome assembly. Lineage: Eukaryota; Metazoa; Rotifera; Eurotatoria; Philodinida; Philodinidae.